Fragaria vesca subsp. vesca is the source of this 2262-nucleotide messenger RNA. RefSeq lists its product as uncharacterized. Lineage: Eukaryota; Viridiplantae; Streptophyta; Magnoliopsida; Rosales; Rosaceae. The transcript is spliced from 6 exons. Bases 595 to 2022 code for a protein of 475 amino acids. The record is from RefSeq and is a predicted model, not a curated record.
AGAUUUCUUUCAGUUUUGAACUUUUGAUUCAUCACUACAAUUUAUUCUCUUUCAUUCUUGUUUGGAUCAACAAUUUGAUUCUUCAAGAGAAUUGAACUCUUGUCUUGGGUUAAAACGUUUUGACUCUGAUAGUUGGGUCUUUUAUUUUCCGUUGUGGAGUGAAUCAACGUAGUUUGUUUUAUAUAUCUGAAAUUGCCACUGUAUUUCCGGGUCAAAACAAUCAAAUUUUCUUCACAAAUUCCCAGUCUUCUCCUUGAUUGAAUAUUCUUUAGGUAAUCAUCAGGUAAAUCUUCGUUCUUCUUAUCCUUCUACAACUAGAAAGCAACACGGAAUCCCAAUUCAAUCAUACAUAGGUGAUAUUUCAACUAACUUAAGAACCAAGCUAGACGCCGCUCUCUUAUCCUUUUCCCAAGUUAUCUUGAAUUUACGGGUUCUUUUAAUUUAGAAUGGUUUUUGAGACGGUCUCAAUUUAAAUACUUUGUUUCUUGUUUAUAUAUACUGAUAUUCAGGUGAAGCAAACCAGCAAUGUUAUCUCCUUGCUGCAACAAAGCAGCUGCAAUCUCAGUAUUGUACAUGUGUUGAUAACUGAAGAAGAUGGAGGUAAUCUACCAGCCCUAUAUCGACCCCGAGUACGAAUGCCUCAUCGAAAGAAUCUACCCGCCGUGGGUUUGUAUCGACAACGACACAUGCAAAGAUUGCACCCUCGUGAAGGUUGACAGUGCAAACAAGCACGGGAUUUUACUGGAGAUGGUCCAAGUUUUGACCGAUCUUGAUCUUGUUAUUUCCAAAUCUUAUAUUUCCUCUGAUGGUGGAUGGUUCAUGGAUGUGUUCCAUGUGACGGAUCAACUCGGCAACAAAGUCACUGACGAGAGCAUCAUACUUUAUAUUCAGCAGGCACUUUGUGCUAGGAGGGGAGGGAUUACUAAGGAGGCAAGAACAUGCUUAGGAAAAGAAGUGGCACCGGGAGUGAAAGAUUUAGCCCUAGAAAUGACCACCAAGGAUCGACCGGGGUUAAUGUCUGAGAUAUCUGCGGUCCUCGUUGAGCUCGGCUGCAACAUUACUGCAGCCGUAACUUGGACCCACAGCUCCCGAACAGCGAGUAUCUUCUAUGUCGAAGAUGGGUUGAAAGGAGGGCCUAUUAUGGACCCAAUAAGGCUAUCAAAUGUACAAGAGCAGCUAGAAAAUGUGAUUGAAGCCCAUCACGAGAAGGGCGAGAAGAGGAGUGUGAGGCUGACCACCCCCGCGGCGGGCCGGACCCACACGGAGCGGCGGCUCCACCAGUUGAUGUACGGGGACGAUGACUACGAGAUGUGUCGGGGCUGCGAUGGCGGUGAUAAAGGACACAAGAAGGGUUGUGACCGAACCCAUGUGUCGAUAGAGAGUUGCAAGGAGAAAGGGUACUGGAUUGUUAAUGUAAGAUGCAGAGAUCGUCCUAAGCUGUUGUUUGACACAGUUUGUGCUCUCACUGACUUGCAAUAUGUUGUGUUCCAUGCUCUGGUUUCUUCCAGGGGCACCAUGGCUGAUCAGGAAUAUUUUGUGAGGCACAAAGAUGGCUACACUUUGAACGCAGAAAGUGAAAGGCACAAGCUCACUCUAUGUUUAGUUGCUGCAAUAGAGAGAAGGAUCUCACAAGGAUUGAGACUUGACAUCUGCGCCAAAAACCGGAUGGGACUACUAUCUGACAUCACAAGGGUUUUCCGAGAGAGUGGUUUAUCAAUAACAAGAGCCGAGAUCGGAACAUAUGGCGAGAGAGCCGUGGGAUCAAUUUAUGUGACAGAUACUUCAGGUCACGAUGUGAAUCUGAACCUAGUGGAAUCGGUGAGAAAGGAGGUUGGAGGAUCUGUGAUUGCAGUUCACAAACCACAGACUUGGGCUGCUCAUGGUGGUUCUUCAAGGACAAGCCGAAGAGUACCAAACACAAGAGUAGAAGAUGAAGAAGAUAGACCAAGAUUGUCAUUUGGAAGUUUGGUCUGGUCUCAACUGGAGCGCCUUUCAAGCAGCUUUGGACCCAUUAGAUUAUAGAGUUUCAGGUUACUUCCAUGAUGUUUUCUUGUAUCCAUGAAUGCCAUAUGUGUAAAUAAGUUUGUAGAUUCAGGACAGCAGUUUUUCUCUCCUUCCUAGCCAGUUAGCUUGUUCCAGUUCAAUCAAGAAUUCAAUAUAACCUAGAUCGCUUUUAUUUUGGAGGAAGAUUUGGAACUGAUAUUAAUCCUACUAUCCUAGUCGCAUGCCCAUUUGAGCCUGAGGCUCAUAGGUACUGUACAG